AUGGAUCAAAAUCAAGGGAAGUUUGAAGAAUACCUUCAUAAGGCUGGAGACCCAAAGUGGAUUGAAGACAUUCAUAAAGAUCUACACCGACAAUUUCCUUUACAUGAGAUUUUUGCAUUGCGUGGUGGGCAUGGGCAAGAAGAUCUCUUUCGAAUUUUGAAGGCAUAUACCAUCCAUAACCCACAAGAUGGGUACUGUCAGGCACAGGGUCCAAUUGCUGCCGUCCUGUUGAUGCACAUGCCUGCAGAGCAAGCGUUUUGGUGCCUUGUUUCUAUUUGUGAAAAAUAUCUACCAGGCUAUUAUAGUCCUGGUUUGGAAGCUGUUCAUAUAGAUGGUGAUGUUCUCUUUGGCCUUUUGAAAAAAUCUUCACCUUUAAUUUACAAGCACUUGAAAAAGCAAAAGAUCGAACCAAUCCUUUAUAUGACUGAAUGGUUUAUGUGUAUCUUUAGUCGAACAUUGCCUUGGACAGCAGUUCUGCGAGUAUGGGAUAUGUUUUUCUGUGAAGGUGUGAAAGUGAUGUUUCGAAUAGCUCUUGUGCUGUUCAAAUUAACACUAGGAACACCAGAGAAACUUGCAGAGUGUCCAACUCUUUAUGAAACAAUGGAGAAAUUACGACACAUUCCGCAUGAAUUGAUAGAUGGUGAUUUUAUUUCCAAAGAGUCUUUGAAAUUGAAUGUAGAUGAGAAAGACAUGGAGAAGGAACAUCAAUACCAAAUUACUAAACGUAGAAACCUUCGCGAAAAGGCCCAGUCAUCAGCAAAGACAGAAAAACAUGGCUCAAAAAAGAAAAAGAAAGAAAAACUAGCUACACUAUUUCUUCUUGGUUUUCAUCCAAACAGUCUUAUUGCUAUCUUUUCUUUGACAGUUCGGUUUCCAAACCCGACUCACUGCAACAGCGAUGUACACUUUCUUCCUCUCUUUGGUUUUCUUCUUCUUCUUUACACAAUUCAGCUUAUAACAGAGGUAUAUACUUUCUUCCUCUCUGGUUUUCCUUUUCCUUUUCUUUACACAAUUCAACUUAUAACAGAGGUAUAUGCUUUCUUCUCUGGUUCUUUUUCUUUAAACGCAGGCUGA
Molecule: messenger RNA, 1074 nt
Organism: Acanthosepion pharaonis
Lineage: Eukaryota; Metazoa; Mollusca; Cephalopoda; Sepiida; Sepiidae
Source: the annotation of a GenBank genome assembly